This is a messenger RNA of Psylliodes chrysocephalus, 4516 nucleotides long. NCBI's taxonomy places the organism in Eukaryota, Metazoa, Arthropoda, Insecta, Coleoptera, Chrysomelidae. The record is from the annotation of a GenBank genome assembly.
AUGUGGAUUCUCAAACGCGGCAUAUGUAUUAAUUAAAUUAUUUUAUGUUUUUUACAAGUAAAAGUAGAGUACCUAAAGAGCACAAAACAAGAAGAGAAAGCAGUCAACAAUUGUUGCCAAAAUUAAAUAAUAAAUUUUCAAUAAUCCUGAGACAAAUGAUUUCCUUUUUGGGUGAAAACCCCAAUAAAAACGGACGUUUUAAUAAAAUUUUGACGUUUCGUGAUGAAAGGAAUGUCGACGUACCCAAAGUUCACAUAUUUUGAUGAAUAAUUAGUUUGACCAAAGGACAACCUAUCAUGUUUUGGAAAUACAAUACGACUUCUUCCUCACAAAUUGAGGCUUUGCUAUCCAAAGAGGAUGUUACUUUACAGGAAGUUAUGGACUCUGAUGAUAUCAUUAAUGAAUGCAGGGUUCAAAAUAAGCUCCUCAUCGAUUUCCUGCAAAGGACUGAGGUGAUGGAGGAGCUGGUGACUCUAAUAACAAAGGAACCGUCAAUUGAAAUAGAAGAGAGAAGUAGAUUUAAGUAUCCAAAUGUCGCCUGCGAGUUGCUCACUUGCGACGUGCCCGCUUUGAACGAGAGAUUGGCUAGUGAUAAAGUGCUUCUUGACAAAUUGUAUACUUUCCUGGAAUGUGAUACCCCACUGAACCCGCUGUUAGCUUCUUAUUUUAGCAAAGUCAUGGGUGCCCUUAUUGCAAAGAAGACUGAGCAGAACUGGUUAUCCUAUCAGUUCACUUGCUUACAGGUCCUUGACUUUUUAAAGGCUAAGGACACCUUUAUAUCGUUACUGCUCAAGCACAUUGGCACAUCGGCCAUUAUGGAUCUCAUGCUCAAACUGAUGACGCAAGUCGAGGGAGUGGAAAUGAAUCAGAACAUAUUGAACUGGUUGGACAGCCAGAGAGUGGUCCAAUCUUUGGUAUCUCUGUUGAGUCCGAAAGUGGACAGAGAGAGACACUACAACGUUGCUCAAUUGCUGUGUGAUUUCAUCAGGAUAGCUAGGGAUAAUCAGAAGAAUUCCGUAGAACGGGUUGAUCCCGAUCCAUUACUCAAUACAUUAGAAUCAUCCGAAACUGUAUCGUUGCUCCUCGACUACAUCCUGGUGGGGGACGAGAAGAGCGAGACGGCCAUCGUGGCCGGCAUCCAAGUACUUUUGGCCUUGCUGGACAUUAGUCAAAACGGCGUGACCAAGUUUAGUUCGACGCAAAAUUUGUACGGGUCUAACGUCAACGACGAGUCCAGUGAUAGCGAGCAAAAGCAGAAAAGCGUGUUAAGUACCACUCAGGUGAUUAAGGAUAGGAUAAAGGACUUCCAUAAUUUGCUAAUCGAUCCGCCAAAGCAAGACGCCGUACUGACCACCGUCGGCAUCCUGAACCCGCCCCUCGGUAAUACCCGCCUCCAAGUUACCAAGCUGUUCGCUGCUCUUAUAGCUUUCAAUAAUGAGGAGCUGUUGAGCAAAUUCGAAGCUGCCAACACAUUCACUGUAUUACUCGAUUUGUUCUUUACGUACCAAUGGAAUAAUUUCCUGCACACCCAAGUGGAGAAUUGCCUUAUAGCCGCCCUCAGGGGCUACACCGCUUCCGAAGACUGCAAUGACAAGAGUAAUGCCUUAAGUAAACACUUGUUGUUACAAUGUAAGGUUAUUGAAAGAAUUUUGAGCGCUUGGAAAGAAAAUGAUGAACAACAAUCGCAAGAAAAGGGCGUUCGUAAAGGGUACAUGGGCCAUCUGAUAAGCAUAAUGAAUAAAAUCGUAGAUCUGUGUGACACGUCCUUCGGCCAAUUCCUCAAAGACAACCUUCCCGACGUCGCCAAAUCGUUAGACGAAUUCAAGGAGACGACCCUUAACGAGACCAACAAACUGCAGGAGACUCUACUAGGCGGAGUUCAUCCAAACAGCUCCGUGGAUGAUAACGACGAUUACGGAGACAUCCCGUUCCCGCAGUCGGGCGCUCUUCAGCAACAGAUGUUUUUCCAAUAUCAGAUGCAAAAUUUGACUUCGCAGUUCAUCGACGGCUACAGCGGAUUCAACGAUGACGCUUUCAAUGACGGCGACGAUACGUUGCAAACUAUCGAUCAUAGGACGGAUAUGAACUUCGAUCCGUCGGAGGGUGAUUUAGUGCAGCAACAGGAAAUCUUUAAGCAGGUGUGCGCGCAAAGCAUCAACACAUUAGAUGACGCCGAUGAUCAAAUAUUUGACGAAAGAGAGCACACAUUUCAAACGGUGAUAGAGAAAAAUGACAGGAAUGAAGCAGUUUACAGCAGCGAUAGCGAUGAGGAUCUACCGGCCGGUGAUGACAAUAUGGACGUUGAUCCUUGGACGUCCCCCAAACCCUCCACUACCAACGAAGCCCCGCCAUCUUUCCCCGCCGGCGACCCUUGGUCGUCGAAAUUCAGCCACCCUCCACCGACGGAAGACAACAACACGUGCAGCGGAUGGGCCGAUUUCAGCUCCGUCUCGUUCGAGGCCAAUUUCACGAAUUUUAACGAAGCGUCCAGCCACCAACGUUUCGCCGACGACGACGUAAACAAGGAUGGCGAUUCGAAAAUGGGACAUUUUAGGAGCGUGGGUGGGGAAAACGGCGAGAAGGAAAAGAAGACGAUUAACUGUAUUGAGGGCGUGACUCAAUCGGAAGGUGUGGUGGAUGUGAAAAGCGCAGCCGGUGCUACGGGUGACGCCGGGUUGAUGAUUGCCAGUGAACUGAAGGACGAGAAGAAAAUGGAAAAUUUGGAGGGGAGCACUGUGAUCGAACAGUCCAAAAGCAUAGAUGCAUCCAAUACUGUACAGCCCCCCGUUGCGUCCACUACGAACAGUGAAAAGGAAAAAGUUUGAGCAAUGUUCCACAUAUCACACGGGAACCUAAUAUGUAAUCUUAAAGUACUGUAAAUUAAUUUGAAAAAAAGCAAAAAACAAACGCAAAAAACAAUUUUAAAAAUCAUAGAAUAAUUGACUGCCUCCCAACGAGUGCGGGCGGCGGGUGCGUAGACACGGCUAGAAAAAAAAUUCUACACGUCAUUACUCGGACGACUAAAUAAUCCCAAUUAUUAUUUUUAUUUAUACAUUUAUAUAUUCGAUAUUUAUUCAUAUUUAAGUGUAUUUAUUUUUGUUUUUUAAAGUAAAAAAAAACGUUUUAAGUAUGUACUCUAGUGUGCUGCUCUGAAAAUAUAGAAAAUAACAUUUUGUAAUUUUGGUUCCUAUUUUGUGUCAAGGUCGCCAAGAAUGUAAAUGUCCACAACAAAAAGUUAAUUGCAAAAAUAUAUGAAAUUAUAAAAAUAGUUUUAUAUUAUAUAUUUAUUAAAAAAAGAUUAGAGAUCUCCACGCAUAAUGAUUCCUGAAUGUUCUUAACCUCAAAGUUUGUAACUGUUGUAUUUUCGUUCAAAUGCGUCGAAAUUUAGAAACUAUAAUUAUUUUUUCUUACGAGGCUGGUUCGCUAAGUAUUUGAUAAGUUCGUUAAUAUACAGGAGAAAAAGAGUAGGGCCCAUGACACUAGCGUGUAGUAUACCGAAAUAUACGAAAUGUGGCUAGAUAAAACAGAAUGAAUGCUAUUAAAUCGUUUAUUACUUUUCUUUCUAAUUUUAACUUUAUCACCUUCUAUAUAAUUCAUCCCUCCACUAUCUCUACACCACUACAUGCUAAUUGUCCAUUAGCAGUAGCAUUCAUCAUCAUUUUUCAAAAGCAUGUCAAUUGUCUAUAGCUUUUUCUUUGAUAAGCUCUACUGUCUCAAAUCUGACUUCUUCCAGAGCUGAUUUGACUGGGUAAUAAAAAAGUCAAUUGAGGCUACUUCCAGUGAUUAUGGUGGAUAUUCUAAUAAGGGGAUCUAAAUACUUGGCCAAAAACUGACAGAGAGUGCAGUCUGGGGUGCAGCGUUCUCCUUGUGAAGAAAUCUUGCCCUUAUUCUGUUGAAAUCUAUUUUGUGACAGCAUAAAUACUACAGAGUGUUUUUCGGACCAAUGUUACCUGUUUUUGAGGUGCAAGAUCGUCCUGGGUGCGAAUCAUCAAUGAUCCAUUAUCGUCACUGGUUGAUUACUCAAAAACCUGAGUACAUGAUAUAUAUUUAAUUCCAUAUCCUUCUUUCAAUAAAGUAUACGUUCCUAUGGCGGAUUUUCCGAGUUUCACAAAGAAUUUUAUAUUGACAUGUUCCUUGAACACAUACAUUUCCAGCAAAGCACAGAUUGAACGAAGACCAAUUUAAGUGGAGUUCACCUUUAUGAUGAUAGCAAUAGAGAGAUGUCACGUGAUACUCUGGUGUUCCGUUUGACCUUGACGCCCUCAUGAAAAAACAAGUCAAAACGUACCUGUAUUUCGGAAAUCGCCAAAAAUUCAUAUGAUUUUAGUGAAAUCACUCAUGAUUUCAAAGGAUUUUGCUGAAAUCCUACUUUCGGUGAUUUCGCUGCUAUUGCCAUUAAUUUUAUACCAUUUAGAAGAUUUCGGCAAAAUCAUUUUAUAUAAUUUCCUAUGAAUUAUCUUCUUGAAUAUUCAAAUGGCCUUUCUUUUUUGGGGCUCUUCAGUUAUGGUUUUUGAUC